Suillus bovinus is the source of this 651-nucleotide messenger RNA. RefSeq lists its product as uncharacterized. The transcript is spliced from 4 exons. Bases 1 to 651 code for a protein of 216 amino acids. Lineage: Eukaryota; Fungi; Basidiomycota; Agaricomycetes; Boletales; Suillaceae. The record is from RefSeq and is a predicted model, not a curated record.
AUGUCACCCAUGUCUAUGCACCUUCCAUCGCUACCAGUGCCCAAAAUCACACGCCACGUCAUCUAUGUUGAUGUCUGCACCUUCCACCGUUACCAGCGCCCUCCAGGUUUGCGGUUCUCUGAAGUUCUUACCUCAUCUUAUGAAGGCCGCAACUUGAUGAUGGAUAUUUGUCGCAGCUCGGAAGCAGAGUUGGGAGCAAUUGGAUAUCCUCCAGAACUCCUCAUUUCAACGAUGUCUCACUAUGCUUUAGAUACAGCCUCUCCAGGACUCCUUGGACUCGGCAACCUCAUUGAGGCAGGCACCACUCCCGCACCAUCAAUAGGUGUUGUAUGGGUGUGGAUCCCCAACUUAUCCGAGGAUGCGAGGGUCAAAAUUUCAUUACUCAUGAAGAACCUCCCAAGUCGGAUCUGUCACCCUGCUUCGACCGCAGCAUCGUCUCUGGGGUCUGUCAGCCAGGCAGUUGAGCAGAGUGUGGAUAUGCUUACCCGUCCUUUGAAGAGAGUGAAGCUGACUGUCUUGCGCUCGAAAAAGACAUUUCCAUCACUGCCAUCAUCCCCCGAACCAUCAGUAAUCGAUGUUGAUGCCAUUGACACAGCGACAAAGUCUGUCAACGAAGAAGACUUAGAUGCCGCACUUCGUAAGCUACUGUGA